Drosophila subobscura is the source of this 6382-nucleotide messenger RNA. It is a transcript of the gene hts, whose product is annotated as protein hu-li tai shao. Gene Ontology annotation, cellular component: cytoskeleton; postsynaptic density; plasma membrane. The record is from RefSeq and is a predicted model, not a curated record. NCBI's taxonomy places the organism in Eukaryota, Metazoa, Arthropoda, Insecta, Diptera, Drosophilidae. Gene Ontology annotation, molecular function: actin filament binding. The transcript is spliced from 11 exons. The coding region runs from base 437 to 6367 and encodes 1976 amino acids.
CUCGUUUUUGCGUCUUGUUCUUCGAGUUGUGCGGAUGUGUGCGUGGCGUGCCUCUUUUCAGCUUUAAAUAACAAAAUAAGCAACCUUUAAUGUGAUCGUGCAGUGUCAAGUGCCGUAGGAAAAGCGCAAAACCAAGAGAAAUAUAUAAAUGUCCGUUUAAUCAAAUGCAAUAAAUUCAUACAAUUUUCUCUUCUCCCUUUUAUAUUAGUCUAUGUUUUGUGCAUUACGAGAGCGAGCGAGUGUAUAAAAAAACGCGUGUGCUCCCAUAGUGAUUGUAUUGACUUGUACUUGUGUGUGUGAGAGAAACAACUGGAGGAUCGGCCGACCGACAUUUGGAAAAGCAGACGGCACAUCUAUUGAUAAGAACGAGAGCAAUCAUUUACAUUUUGAGCAUUUAAACUGAAAACUAGAGGAAAAUAAAAGGAAGGAAGCAAACAUGACCGAAGUCGAGCAACCGCCACAGAAUGGCAUAGACCCAACCGCCGGCGAUCACGACGAGGACAGGGCGCGUCCCGCGGACAUUGAACAGGAUAUGCGCGAAAUGGAGCGUCGCAAACGCGUCGAGGCCAUCAUGGGCUCGAGGCUGUUCCGCGAGGAAUUGGAACGCAUCGUCGAUUCGGCCCGUGAGGGUAAUGGCGGGGCCAGCGGAAUACUGCAGCAGCUGUCGGACAUUGUGGGCGUGCCGGUGAGCCGAGUGGGCAGUGUUUUCAAGAGCAGCAGCUGCAUGGUGCCUAUCAACGACAUACGCGGCGUGGAAUCCAUGGGCUAUGCCAAGGGCGAGAAAAUUCUCCGCUGCAAACUGGCUGCAACAUUCCGUCUGCUGGAUUUGUACGGCUGGACACAGGGUCUGGGGGCACAGAUCACCGCACGCCUAAAGGUUGACCAGGAGUACUUCUUGGUUAAUCCGUACGGCCUGCUCUACCAUGAAGUCACUGCCUCGGCGCUAAACAAGGUGGAUAUGCAGGGUCAGAUUGUGGAGCAGGGCACCACUAACUUUGGCGUAAACAAGAGCCACUUUGUUCUUCACUCGGUGGUACAUGCUGCACGUCCCGACAUUCGAUGCGCCAUCUACGUUGGCUGCAGUCCGGUUGUGGCCAUUUCUUCGCUGAAGACCGGCCUGCUGCCGCUCACCAGGGAUGCCUGUGUGUUGGGCGAGAUCACCACGCACGCGUACACGGGUCUGCUCGAUGAGGAGGAGCGCAAUCGCCUUGUCCGCAGCCUGGGGCCGAACUCUAAGGUCAUACUGUUGGCCAAUCACGGCGCCCUUUGUUGCGGCGAGACCAUCGAAGAGGCUUUCUUUGCCGCGUGCCACAUUGUGCAGGCGUGCGAGACACAGCUGAAGCUGCUGCCAGUAGGUGUGGACAACUUGGUAUUGAUUCCGGAGGAGACGCGCAAGAUAAUCUACGAUCAGUCACGCCGGCCCCCAGAGGACUUGGAGAAGAAGUUUGCCGCCGUCACGGCUGCCGAGGAUGGAGGUGCCACUGCCAAGGAGCCUGCUGUCGCCGAACAGGCUGCACCCACUCCCAAAAUAGGCAGCCCGCCCAAGUGGCGUGUUGGGGGAGCCGAUUUCGAGGCCCUUAUGCGCAUGCUAGACAAUGCUGGCUAUCGCACAGGCUACAUCUACCGCCAUCCCCUGAUUAAAUCGGAUCCCCCCAAGCCCAAGAACGACGUGGAGCUGCCACCGGCCGUGUCUUCUCUGGGUUAUCUGCUCGAAGAGGAGGAGCUCUUUAGACAGGGCAUCUGGAAGAAGGGAGAUCUGCGCAAAGGAGGCGACCGCAGUCGCUGGCUAAACUCACCGAAUGUGUAUCAGAAGGUCGAAGUCCUGGAGACUGGCACCCCAGAUCCCAAGAAAAUCACAAAGUGGGUUGCUGAGGGCUCACCCACCCAUUCGACGCCCGUGAGGAUCGAAGAUCCCCUGCAGUUUGUGCCAUGUGGAACGAAUACCAAGGAGUUUAAGCGCGUGCAACAGCAAAUCAAGGAUAACCGACGUGCAGAUAAAAUCUCAGCUGGACCACAGUCUCACAUACUGGAGGGAGUGACCUGGGACGAAGCGAACCGCAUCAAAGAUGCCACUGUCUCGCAGGCCGGUGAUCAUGUGGUGCUAAUGGGAGCCGCCUCCAAGGGCAUCAUUCAGCGCGGCUUCCAGCACAAUGCGACUGUCUACAAGGCGCCCUAUGCAAAGAAUCCCUUCGACAAUGUGACCGACGAUGAACUGAAUGAGUACAAGCGGACGGUUGAGCGCAAGAAGAAGAGCAUUCACGGGGAAUAUACCGAUACGGACUUUUCCGAAUCAGAGGCUCUUAAUUCGAUGCAGGCAGCGGGAGCUUUAGCUCAUGCAAAACAUGCACAGAGCGAACCCGAGACGGAACACCAAAUCAUACAGAUUCAAACGCAACAGGCGCCCAUUCCCAGCCAAGCGGAAGUUGUUUUAAGCGAUGGUUUGCAAGUCCAUGAGAAGUCGUCCAUGGGUGAGGAGACACCCCAAAGUGCAGAUGCGAACAACAACGAGCAUGAGGUGGACAAGGAGAAUCACCAACUUCCGAAUAGAAGCGUUUCCUCGAAUAGCAAGUGUCGUCGCGAUCUAUUCCCAGCCACAAAAAGCGAUCCUCCUGCGAUUGAAUUAGAUAUGGGGUCGGUUUCUGGGUCUGGGACUUGGUCUAGGCUUGGCGACUUGGCCCAGCACUUGGUUCCUGCCCAGCAGGGGCAGGACCAGCUUUAUUCCUAUGUCUAUGCGGCAGCAGCUGCCGCCUCCUUGGCGCAAUGCACUCAGCCGGAGAUUUGCUCGGCCCUGCUGAGGACCCUUCAUGCCGAGCAAUUGGUAAAUCUGGCAACCUGCUAUCGCUGUUCGAAUGGCACUCCCAGUACGGGAACCGGCACGGGAACGAGCACAGGUUCGAACAACACCGCCCGGCGCCAACUUGAGCCGGUCCACGGCAACCUGAAUCCCCCACCGUACCGCACUCUCUCGCAUUUUGGAUUUCAGUCGCCCCGGCAGAUACCGGUCCAGUGUCACAAGCACCUGCCCAGCCAGCGUGACGGUUUCGCAGCGCUGGGCUACCGGCCCAUGCAGCGCGCCAUCAGCUACGAGGAAAUCUUCGCUAGUCCCCGCUACGAGCAGCUCUGUCAGCCCUGCAUCGACCAGCUGCUGCGCCUCAAGCCGGAACUGCAGCGCCUCCGUGCACCCACCAUUUCCUGCUGCGAGGAAGAGCUGGUUAGCUUGGCCAGCAGCUCUAUCACGCCCAAGCAGCGAAGGCUGGCACCACUGCCCGAGAUCCCGCAGCAAGAUGCUAGCACGCAGACUCUGCUCCAGUCCCCCCCACACUUUCUAAGCGAAAUCGAACGCUUCAACUUCUCCGAGGAGUCAACGAAUGUAGGAUUUACGCAGGGUGUGGCUACCAUCACUAGUGAGUUUAGUUUCCCAGGGAUGGAGGGCAGUCCGGCCGCCAGUGCGACGAGUGCACCGCCAGCCAGAGUGUAUCCCGCAAAGGAGCCCGGAACGGCAACGGAAACUAACAUAACGGAGGUGUGGAAUUUUGGUAACUGGCAGGAGUCGGCAGAGCAGAAUCCAACGGUUGCUACUGAUGGGCAGGUGAAGUCUCGCCAACAGCCGCUCACCGAGCGUCGGAUUACGCUGGAGAUCACGCAGCACUUCGAGCAACCUGAAGAGGAGCAAGAACAGGAGCACGAACAAGAGCAGGAGCAGGGCCGCCAGCUAAUGACACGCGAUGAGCGGCGGCGCCGCAAGUCUGAAUUCCAAGAGCUCUGGCAGGAUCACGUCCAGUACUUUGGAGACAAGGAGAAGGUGCAACAGAAGCCGCCGUCUAAAUCAGAGAACCCCCUGAAAAUGAGCCUGGAUGAGGAGGAGGUAAGGGCUUUGCGUGCGAACGGCUGGCCAGGCCAUGAGGGGCAACCAGAGGCUGAAGAGAAUGAAGCCGCGAUCGCUGAAGUCGAUAUGUCACUCCUUUCCCCCACGCUGAUCGACAGGGAUCCUCCCAAUACGGCCGAUGAACUGCCACAGAUCCUGCAAGAUUGCGAGGAGAGCCUCAGCCUGGCUGUAGAAAACUUGCAGAAACUGGUGGCAACUACCCAAAAUCUGCAAUCCCUGCAGGUGGAGGAUAAUGAAGAGCCAGAAACUGGUGCCCUCUUCCGUUCGAUCAGCUUGGAGAACAUUCCCAAUGCGAACGACUCGGUGUGCCUGGUGGAAAUGGUGUCGGAGCUAGGCAUGGACCUGAGCGACUCAUCAAACCAGUCAUCAAACGAGUCCAUCAAAAACUUUGAAGAGAAGCAUGACGAUGAGAAGCCCGUCACACCCGUUCCGAAGGACCCGGAGGAGGCUACGGAAAAGGAGAAGGUCCAGAUAGAACGCAACGAUGAGAAGGAUGUCGAUGAAAAUGAAUUUAAAAAUGAGGAGGAGAACGAAAUCGAAGGCCUCGCCAGUAGCUUUCAAUCGGCAGAAGCGACUGAGACAGAGCCCUUCCAUGGAUCGGAGAUCCCUAUCAGAUACCAAGCGCCACAGGACAGCGAGACCUUCUCACCGCUGGAGCUGGAAAUUCUGGAGCGCAUCGAAGUGGACAAACUCAGCGAGAGCGAGCCCAUUUUUGGCAAAAUUGAUCACAGCAUUCGCAACAAGCUAACGCCCCAGAAGCUGCAGCAUCUUGUACGUGAGGAAAUAUUCCACACCUGCACGCGAGUCUUCACCUGUCCGAGUCCGAUCUCACCCAGCACAACCUCUGCCUUGUCAAUUCACAACAUCACUGCUCCGGGUAGUUACACGGCCCAUACGCACCUCGUGACGCGACCCUCUCCUAGAUUAUCGCAGUCCUUGUCGAAUCCCCAGAAGCAGCAGCAGCUGGAUGAUGAUGCUGAGCAGUCGGAGGAGAGGGAAACCCAAUGCAGUAACCAUCUGAAGCGUACCAUUUCCUCCACGACCUUCGUGUGCCGUCGCGGUACCCACAGGAAGCGCAAUUUCAUCCAGGAGAACAUUCGCAAUGUCGGCAAGACGAGAUCGGUCACAAAGCCCUCCACCAGUUCGAUCAAAAAGCCGAGGAAUCUCUCCCAGCCCACUAGCACUGCUAGUUUGUCAUCCGUGUGCACCUUUGAGAUCGGGCAGAAGGACAACGGGUCGCGUCUUUGGGUGUCUGUACCCACGCCACCGCGUGCAGCCGUUACCCAGAAGCGGAAUGCUGCCACCAGUCCAAGCGCUAACUGCCAUUUGCCACGUAGUCCGUAUUCGCCACAAGUCAAGCGACGCAAGCCGGGUCUUUUUCUCACGCCUGUGAGGCGUUGUGCCAUGAAUCCUGCCCCAAACAUUAGUCGGACCUCCUCCGAGACAUCACUGAACUACUCGUUGGACCGCUCCCUUUCGAGCAGCACGUUCUGUUUGCCACGAGAGGGAGACCCCGAGGCGGAUAAUGUUUCCACGACCACAUUUGAGGUUGACUACAGUCAGGAUCAGGAGCCACCGAAUGCCUCCCAUCAAAAUGUAUCUGCAGCAGCAAUGGGAGGAGACAGUAGGAAUGCCACCACAAGUACAAUGUACUACAGUGCCAGUGACAGCACCCAGGAUCAGAAAUCGGGACGAUCGGUCGAUAACGGGGGGGAAACAUUCUUGACAAGCGAUGAUGCAACGGAAGAUGAGGCCACCAAUGAUAUUUCGGACAAUGGAGACGCAGAUUCGACCCAUGAACAAAGUGUAGAGAAGAGUUCCUCCCAAGUGAAAGAAGCAGAUACUGAGACAUCUUGCAAGAGCUCUGAGGGAAUGCCUUCAAUUAAAGUCGAGGCUUCAGUGGAUAAUGCUCAGACAACUCAAGAUACUACGGAAGAAGAUUCCUCCUCGCUGGAUGGUCAAUCAAAUAUGGAAGACAGCCCUCUGGACGCCGAAUCGAAUGUUAGUAGCUCUACUUCAUUCAAAAGUGUCCUCGAAAUGUCCACGCAAAGUGGAGACAGAAACUCUGAACAAACUCCAAUGGCAAAUCAGUCUGAGGGCUCCGAUAAAGGGAGAGACGAAACGAACGGCUUUGGCGACACCUUUACUAAGAUAACUUCCGUUGAAGGAGAAAGAGAAUCCAGCGUAGUCGAGGGAGAGCUAAGACCGAUUGAAGCUGACUCCAUGGAGGAAUCCAUUGAGAAUUAUCACACGGCUGCUGAGACAAUUAUCCCAGAAUCUGGAAGGGAUGACGAAAAACCAGAUUCCUCAAAGGAAAGCAACAGUCGCGCCAUUGGUGGACUUGGCACUGUCGCCUCUGAUGAUGAGGAUGAUGAGAAAGUUGUCCUCUCGACGAGUUGCACUCUACAGGGCAUGCAAAUCCAUGUGUGGGAUGAGAAGGAAGCGGAUAUGAUGAGAAAUGAUGAAGACUACGACAAAUGAAUCAAUGUAACUCAA